AUGGAGAAAAAAUAUCAUAAAUUAUUUAAAGGGAAGAGAGUCGAAUUUCCUUUAGCAACAGGUGCAGCAACUUAUGUUUCUUUAACAUAUGAUGAAAAGAAGAAUCCAUAUUUGUUAUGCUGGUCUUAUAUGCACCAAGAGGAACCCGAAUUCACAGUACCAUUAAAAGGAUGUAGAAUAAUUAAUAACAUAACUGAAAUUGGAUCAUGCAUUCAUAUAAUAACAGCAAAUGAAGAAUAUCAAUUUCAAUGUAGAAGUAAGGAAGAAUUUAAUGAAAUGAGUCAUUUUUUUAAUAUGCUUGAUUUUCCUAUUUUAGGAUUUAAGAAUGUUUAUGUUUUAAAUAAAAAAAUAGGAAAAGGAAGUUUUUCCAAUGUUUAUAUUGGAACAAAUAUAUUAUAUGGUAAUAGAGUAGUAGUAAAAGAAGUCGAUAAAUCAAAAGUAAAAGAAUCUAAUGUUUAUACAGAAAUAGAAGUAUUAAGAAAAAUUAUGCAUAAAUAUAUAAUAAAAUUAAUAUCAGCAUAUGAACAAGAAGGAUAUGUGUAUCUUGUUUUAGAAUACUUAAAAGGUGGUGAAUUAUUUGAGUAUAUAAAUAGUAACGGUCCAUACUCAGAACAAUUAGCAAAAAAAGCAAUGAAAAGAGUUUUAAUAGCUUUAGAAGCAUUACAUUCAAAUGGCGUAGUACAUAGAGAUUUAAAAAUGGAAAAUUUAAUGCUUGAAAAUGUGAAUGAUCCAAGUUCAUUAAAAAUAAUAGAUUUUGGGUUAGCAUCUUUUUUAAAUAGUCCAUCAAUGAGUAUGAGAUGUGGAUCACCAGGUUAUGUUGCUCCUGAAAUUUUAAGAUAUUCUUCCUAUGGAACUAAAGUUGAUAUUUUUAGUUUAGGUGUUAUAUUGUAUAAUAUACUUUGUGGAUAUCCCCCAUUUAGAGGUAAUAAUGUAAAAGAAAUUUUUAAAAAAAACAUGAGAUGCCAUAUUAGUUUUAAUACUAAACAUUGGUUAACAAAAUCUGAAAAUGUUAAAGAAAUUAUACUAUGGAUGUGUAGUAAAAAUCCAGACGAUAGAUGUACAGCCAUACAAGCAUUAGGACACCCAUGGUUUUUGCCUAAACUUACUGACAUGCACAUGUCAUCGAAUAUGAAUGAAUUAGCAAAUAAAGACAUGAUUAUGCAAAAAACAACUGAAUAUGAUAUGUGCAAAAAAUGUAAACAUUAUCCUAUUGAAAAUAAUGAAAAAGGAAAUAAUAAUAUGAUACAAAAUAAUAAAAAAUACCAUGAUACUAUGCUCAAAAUUGAUGAAAAAUAUUCAGAAAAUAUAAUUAAAGCUAAACCUAGUAUUGACUCUAUUUCUUUAAAUAAAAAAAAAUAUGAUAUGCAUUAUAUUACAAAUUCAAAUGAAUAUGAAACCGUAGUUUUACAUGGUGGCUAUUCUUCUCCAAAUUAUGGCCCAUCAUCAGCCGCACAUAAUAAUUUGAAAAAAAAAAUAAUGAACUAA
Molecule: messenger RNA, 1485 nt
Organism: Plasmodium vinckei vinckei
Lineage: Eukaryota; Apicomplexa; Aconoidasida; Haemosporida; Plasmodiidae
Product: protein kinase 2, putative
Exons: 1
Coding region: 1-1485 (494 amino acids)
Biological process (GO): protein phosphorylation
Molecular function (GO): protein kinase activity; ATP binding
Source: RefSeq, a predicted model, not a curated record